Molecule: messenger RNA, 3467 nt
Organism: Harmonia axyridis
Lineage: Eukaryota; Metazoa; Arthropoda; Insecta; Coleoptera; Coccinellidae
Exons: 3
Coding region: 125-1069 (314 amino acids)
Molecular function (GO): nucleic acid binding; zinc ion binding
Source: RefSeq, a predicted model, not a curated record
GAGUGAAGUGUGUCAGAUAGGUAUUACAAGUAGGUACAAGGAGACUCUACUCAACGCCUAAGGUUUUAUCCUUCAAAGAAUAAGUUGUGUUUUACACCUCUGGGAUCUCGCUCUAUUGGAGUCAAUGCACUACACUACAUAUGUUUUAUUAGAUCCUACCGCAAUGGACCACAUCAGAUACGUCAUCAGUGAGUCAAACCUUAUCAUUUAUGACCAUUCCCGAGAGCCUAUACUGGAUAACCAGAUCAAAAUGUCCCGAUUCGAGUGGAAUGUUAUCGAUUCAAGCCCGGUCGAAUAUUCACCAAAAAGCCUUGAUGGUCUAAUGAAGGAAGAAUUCCGCAACUUUAGACAAAAGAUCUGUGAAGAUCGAGAUGCCUCCCCCACCAGAAGCGAUCACAAUAGAUCGACCAGUUCCAAGAGGCACUCCAGGUUCAGCCCCUCUCGCGAUCGAAAAGAAGAAAGACCACGUAGUCAGGACAGAAAGGAUACCGAAGAAAGGCGAGAACCUACAAAACAUACGAAGAUUACGCAGACCCCCGAGUACAUCAAAAUUUGUGAACAUCUAUGUUGGCGGUGCGGUAAAACCGGACAUAGUCGUAAGACCUGUAUCAAUGCCGCUAAACUAUUCUGCUCCAGAUGUGGUUUGGUAGGAAUAUUAACCCGUGCGUGUCUUUGUAAACCCAGAAGUGAUCCCAAGAUAAGGAAACGUGCAAACGAAAGCCAGUUGGCACGCAUUCCUGAUCCAUUCCGAGCAGAGUCGAAGUCAGUACAUAGACACCGUCCUACGAUUCUGCGAAGUGAAGAGAAUUCUGUCAAGAGAGCCGUCUUCGAGCUGGCAAAACUCGAACCCGGCUCGAAGCCAGUCUAUAGACACCGACCUUCGCUGAGAAGUGAAGAAAAUCCGCCCAAGAGAGCCGCCGUCGAUCUUUCAAAAUUUAAAACCACCAAGUCAAUUGGAAUACAGUGUGAAAUUCUACGGACACCAGCCUACUUGAAGUUGAGAGCGAUACCUCCUGAAGUAUUCUUUGUUGUUUGCAGAGACAAUACCGCCGUAUUGAAUACGAAUUAGAGGGUGAUUCGUCGUAAAGAAGAAAUAAUAAUUAGAACUGUCUUUUUUUUUUUGAUAAAUAAAAAUUAUCAAUCAAGAUCUAGAAUCAACCUAGAUUCUAGAUGGAAAGGAUAAUGAAAAGUAUGAAUGAUCAUUUGUUUUUUUUAGGGAUGAGUAAUGAAAAACGAUUUUCGGUCAUUGAAGAAGUUCGUAAACAUUUUUCCGUUAGCUGUAUAUUUCUUUCAAGACGAUGCCGAGGGAAUUAUAAUUAAAAGUAUCUGAUUUUGAUAAAAUAAGAAGUUUGUCUAGAUUCCGUUCCAUUUUCUAAUUGAUGUUUCAAAUUUUCCUGAUUCCACGAAACACAUGCUGUGUGGAGCUAGAUCCGUUAAAACAAGUUCUUAGAUUUUGUUUCUAACCAGUACAUUUUUGUUCUUUCGAUUUCCCUGAAACUUUAUUCAGAUUAAAACCAAAUAUUUCCAAGCAUUAAAACGAAGCUAGUAGAAGCAAUAUAUUUUUAAUUUUUUUACAGGCUGUUUUUUGCCUUCUUCAGAAAUUGAACAUCUGAAAAACGGGAGGCCCGUUUUUUCUGUUAUUACAGGUUCAAUGUUAUUUCAGAAAAUUCUCGAAGCCAGAAAUAAAAUUCGUCAGUGCUGACUAAUGAAGAGGCAGCAAUGAAGCUACCACUUUUUCCGAAAUUCGAUUUGGGCUUUCCCAUCCGUAAUUUAAUAAAUUAUUUUAUUUCAGUAUAUAGUUGAGUUGUUGCUUUCAGGCAUUUUUUACAAGUUCAACUAUUAAAACAUGAAUGAUGCUUACAGUUAAGUAAAGUAAGAAUUAUAAUUAUGUCCUAUUUAAUAUAUGCAACCUUAGCAGUUAGCCACACAUAGGUCUCUUUAUCAAACAAUAUACCUGGCAUUGGCCAAUGAAAUACAAAAUAUGUACUAUUCGUCUGAAUUUACCAUGUUUAUUUACUCAAUGCUAAACCUCUUAUGUAUCCUAUCUACUGCAAAGGAAUAACUCAAAGUGGUAAGUCAAGUUUUAAAAGAAGGAAAUUGAAGUCCAAUUGAAACCAUAUGUGGUACAUUGAAGGUAGUUGUUUCAUAAGAUAUUCCGAGUUUUUGUCCUGAAAUUCCUUCACAAUAAUAGCCUUGUAAUGGUGUGUUAUAUUUCAACGAACUUGAUGUUUUGAAUUGAAAUUAUAGGAAGUGUUACUUCAGCACUAGAUACCAUACAAAAUAUACUAAAUUAUUUACUUACCUUGCUCCGAAUGCACAAUAACAUAGUAACUUACAAUAGUGGCAAAAUACACAAGAUUAACUAAAACCUAUGUAGCUGAUCUCUUUACUACAGUAACCAAAUUCUUGAAUAUAUUUUCAGUGGGAUAUCUAUUCUACUCGAUAUUAAUAGUACUCAAUAUUUCGAAUGUGUAUUUAUUAUAGAAUUCUGAAUAAAACAAACUACGGCACAAGAAUCUCAAAAAUAUAAAUUCCAUCAUCCAGGUAUAUAAAAUUUUUCCAUUCAAACACAAUUUAUUCAAUAUCAUCUUUCAUUGCCUAUUGGGAAUAGAACUUAUUUGAGUAUCAGCAGAUUUCUUCAAGUAUCAAAUGGGCAGAAGCAACUAAUUUAAUUAUUGUUAUUUUAUGUUCAAUAUAUUCAAGCCCUAAAUUGUAUUAACUCUUAAUGUUUCAUUUUGAGAUGGAUGCAAGAAUGAUCUUUAGUGAUAACAUAGUAGGCCAGUCAUUUGUAAUGAGGAAUAGUUAACAUUAUGUAGCUUCAGUAAAAAAUCUGAUGCAGGUAAACUAUUACAUUUCGACUAACUACAUAUUUUCUAGGUAUUAUUCAAUAUUUCACAGUUAAAAAAUAUGAACAACCUCAGUACAACCAUGGUGAUAAAAUAAAAAGCUGGAAAAAAUCAGUUACAAAAUUCAUUGGAAACAUGUAAAAUUAUGUUUACCUAAAAUGAAAACCAACUCGAGAUAUUUCUUCACCCAUCAUUCCUAAGCUUGACAAGAUUCUCAAAUACAAGUCUCUUCAUCGUAAUCAAUUCAGAACUGCUUCUUUCAAUUGCAAGUUACUGUAUCAACUAAACAAUGAAACAGACUUGAGAUAUUUCAACAGAGCAGCUUGAAUUUCUUUUGAAUUGCAGCUACCUACCAAAUGUUUAUUUAUUUCUAUUAUAUACUAAUUUAAUUCAACUUCUUGUUUUGCUCAAGGAAAUUCUUGAAAGACUACAAUCUCAUCUACAUAACAGCACAUUUAUCACUUCUCAAGGUGGGGAGAAUCCACAUGAAUUUUUCGUAAUUUAAUAUAAAUGCACAAACAAAACGAUUUUAAAUUAGAAUGAACUAGAUUUGAUUCUUUUUUACUUAUAUUUUAUAAUUAAAAAAACAAUUGAAUUAUAUUACCUUUGCAGGUCAAAUAA